This is a messenger RNA of Xiphias gladius (swordfish), 8936 nucleotides long. RefSeq names its product Rho guanine nucleotide exchange factor (GEF) 1a (gene arhgef2a). The coding region runs from base 1862 to 4279 and encodes 805 amino acids. The transcript is spliced from 21 exons. Gene Ontology annotation, molecular function: microtubule binding; guanyl-nucleotide exchange factor activity. Gene Ontology annotation, biological process: actin filament organization; cell morphogenesis; positive regulation of neuron differentiation. The record is from RefSeq and is a predicted model, not a curated record. Lineage: Eukaryota; Metazoa; Chordata; Actinopteri; Istiophoriformes; Xiphiidae. Gene Ontology annotation, cellular component: ruffle membrane; cytoskeleton.
UUUCCAGCUUCAACAUCAACUGCUGUGUGGGUUCUGACCAGGAAACAAAUGGCCUACACAGCUCAAAGUAGGCAAAACCAUUUUUCUUCCUGCUCGUGACUGGGUUGAUGCCGAAAUAAUACCUCUAAUCCUUAACUUUCAUCAUAGUUAUCCUAGUAUUAGAUAUCAGUACAGCCAUACAAACAGUAGGUAAUCAUGUCCUUUCUUUCGUCAUUGCCCAAUUCAUUGUACACUAAUUUAUCAUCCACAGAUCAACAUUGUUCUUUUGCUCCACUUUGACCAUCAUUGAGCGAUUAUAACUCAAUCUUUUAUUUAGUGUUUUUCCCUGUUGCCUGCUUACCUGGAUACCUGCUUUCUAUCUUGUUCACCCAUCUUUCUGUAAGCAUUUUUCUGUUAUUAUCUUUCUGUUGUUUCCAUUAUUAAAGUACCUUCAUUGCAUCUACCUGCUUUCCUGUGUGUCUGCAUUUGGAUCUUCAUUGCCUGUGAUGUGACAGAAUGAAGCUACUACAACUAUGGACCCAGCAGACACUUCUGUCAAGGAUGAACUUAUACUGUCAUGCUCCUGUAUUGUGAGUGGAAAAAAGAGCUUCGUUUGGAAUGCCAAGAGACUGCUUCAGCACAGCACACAGGGGAGUGUCUUCUAAGCCGUGGUUAAACCGUUUGUUGCCUGACUGGCUUAAGGACUUUGUAAGCACCGCUGAUUCCCAGCCAGUCUUCCAGCCUGCUAGCCAACAGUGAAUCUCUCAGCCUGCUAGCCGCCAGCCAGUUUCCAAGUUGGCUAGCCACCAGCCUGUUCCGAGUCACCUAGCUUUGAGCCUGCACUCCAACCUGUACCCCGGCCUGCUUGCCUCCACCAUGCUAGCUUUCAGCCUGCACUUCAGACUGCUCUUUAGCUGAUUUAGCUUAGGUAGGCGAGCCUGCAGCCUUCUUUUCUUAGUCAGGUAAACAUUUGCCUUCACUGCCUAGCGAUCCAGACCCUCUACUUCCCAGCACCAUGACUGAUGCCCAGCUGGACCCUGAGUUAACCAUCCCUGCCACCUGUUCCUACAUCGGGGGUCCCAGCCGAUGUCUCUUCUGUUCCUGAGUCUGCUCCUGAGUUGGGGGUCCAGGCCAAUGUCUCAUCUGUUCCUGAGUCUGUUCCCGCUUCAGGGGCCCCGGCCGAUGUCUUGUCUGUUCCUGAGUCUGUUUCUGAUUCAGCCAUUCCUGCCGACAUCCUGUCUGUUCCUGUGUUGGGGGUCCCUGCCAAUGUCAAGCCUGCUCCUGGUUCCCAGUUAGUGGUCUGUCUCCUGCUCCUGAUCUCCUGUCGGCAGCUCAGCCGACAACGGCUCCUUGUUCCCAGUCACGGGUCCGUCGAUGUCAGCCUGGCUGCCUACCGGCCAGCCUAUAUCAGUAUAUUUCGGUGGCAAAGCUAACACCAGCCCCCCUCGACAGUUCCUGCUGAUACACUGCUUGACUACCCAUAUCAUCAGUCGGGUGUUUUUGUAGAGGUCCAGCCAACUACUGCCCUGCUCCCUGACUCGAUGUGCAGCUGAAUCUUCUGGUGCUGACUGUCCCUCCAGACCCCCAGUCUCUUCACCGACCUCCAGAGUGGCCCAUCUUACGUCGCCAAACUCCAGCUCAAUCCCCAAAGUGGUCCAGCAUACACCGCUGUCCUCCUGCUCAACCUCCAGAGGAGACAUGCCUUCACCGUCACCUUCCUGCUCUGCCUCUAGGAUGUUCCUGCCUUUGCUAUUGGCCUCCUGCUCUGCCUCAAGAGUGAUCCCGCCUUCACCGUUGGCCUCCCAUUUUUCCUCCACAGCAGAAGACAGUCCUACUGAGGAAUAACUCAGCCUUGCAGAAUGUCACACUGCGCACAAAAAGAAUGCGUGAACGUCCAACUUCAGCCAUCUACCCUUCCGAAAGCUUCCGACAGUCCCUGCUGGGAUCCCGCCGUGGUCGCUCCAACCUAACCCUGUCCAAGAGUGUCUCCACCAACAACAUAGCAGGAACCCUGAAUGAUGACUCUCCUCUGGGGCUGCGCAGGAUCCUGUCCCAGUCCACAGACUCCCUCAGCUUCAGGACCAGAGCUAUGUCAGUGGAGUCUCUCUAUGAUGAUGGAGAUGUAUACUAUACUUCAUUGCUGGAAGAGAUGGAGCUGGAGGGCCAGGAAUUUAAGGCUGACUCAUGGAGCAUGGCUGUGGAGAGCAGUUAUUUGCAGACACAUCGCAAAAACGUCAUCAAGAGGCAGGAUGUUAUCUAUGAGCUGAUUCAGACAGAGCUGCACCACAUGCGAACGCUGCAUAUCAUGGAAAGAGUGUUUCGGCAGGCCAUGCUGGAGGAGCUUCAGCUGGAGCUCAGCACUGUGCACGCCAUGUUCCCCUGCUUGGACCAGCUGAUCAGGAUACAUUCGCAUUUCCUGGCACAACUGCUCUUACGGUGCAACAACAGCCGGCAGUCUGGAUCCAGCCGCAACUUCACCAUUCACCAGCUGGGGGACAUACUACUAGAACAGUUCUCAGGCCAGUGUGCAGAAGACAUGCAGAAGACCUACGCUGAGUUCUGUAGCCGCCACUUAAAGGCUGUUAAAUUGUACAAGGAACUACUGGCCAGAGACAAGAGGUUCCAAUGCUUUAUACGGCGGGUGAGUAGAGGACCCUUGCUACGUUGCCAUGGUGUCCAGGAGUGCAUUUUGUUGGUGACUCAGCGGAUCUCCAAGUAUCCUGUCCUUAUUCAACGCAUUCUGGAUAACACCACCGAGGAUGAGGAAGAAGCCUCUACUCUGGCCCAGGCUCUUACGAUGAUCAGAGAACUUCUUAGUUCAAUAGACCAGCAGAUGGAGGAACUGGAGAAAACACAAAGGCUGCAAGAGAUCCAGGCCAAGCUGGAUCCAAGGGCUGAGACCAGAGUGAGGGAUGGUGAACUUUUCAAGCCCGGAGAGUUGCUCCGCCGGAGACUUGUCCAUGAAGGGAUGCUUUUCUGGAAAACUCCAGGAUCCCGACUCAAAGAUAUGCAGGUCUUAUUGAUGACAGACAUCCUGGUGUUUCUGCAGGAGAAAGACCAGAGGUACAUCUUUCCAUGUCUGGACAAACCUCCAGUACUGUCCCUUCAGAACCUGAUAGUGAGGGAUAUAGCCAAUCAGGAGCGAGGCAUGUUCCUCAUCAGCGAUUCCUCUCCUCCUGAGAUGUAUGAGUUCCAUGCUGGCUCCAAGGAGGACAAGAAUGUCUGGAUACGCCACAUCCAGUGCACUGUCAGCAAGUGCCCAUCAAGAGAGGAGUUCCCCCUAAUAGAGACUGAAGACAAGGCCCAUCUGAGGAGACUCAAAGCUGACCUCCAGCAGAAGGACCUGGAAAUUCUGGAACUCCUGCAGGAGAGGGUGACUUUAUUCUGUGAGCUGGCAGAGUUGACAAGUGGUCAGGAGGGCCUACAGCCUCCCAUCACUCGUUACUUGUUCAGGGCAGACACACCCCAAGCUGCCCGUGCAGAGAAACUUCUACUGGAUGCUACAGCUGAAGUGGACAGGUUGAGCGAGCUCCUCCUGGGAUCCAGUGUGGACACCCCUCUUCUGUGUAUUCACAACCACAUGGAGGUGGUAGAAACCAGACUCGUGCUGAGUAACUGCUGUGUUUGUCAUCAGGAUCUGUUGGUCAAUGGAGCCCAUGAUUUCUGUGCUGCAAAGGACUGCAUGAGGAGUCAAGAUAAGCCACCAUCCACGGAGAUCUGUCAGAGGCUGGUGAACCUCAGUGUUUAUCUCCAUGCACUCCAGGGUGCUGUCAUCAAACAAGACUCCAUCUUGGAGCUUCCGCCACAGCCACAGGGCACCAUGGUGCCAACUGCAGGAGGAGUAUGGCGCCCUCUUUGGCGAGAUGGUGGAAAUCGGGAGGCCAAUGUGGGGUCAACUAUUGGGGAGUUGGCUCUUUUGCAGAGACAACACAGCCUGCUUCAGGAGGAGCUGCUGAGGCUGCGGGAUGCCGAGAGCCGGUUCAAGGACAGUGAGAGGGCCCGGGCCAAGCUGGAGAGGCAGGUCCGACACAUGAAGGUCUGCAGUGGAGCUUCACCCUCCUCCCAGCAGCUGGGAGAGCAGGCUUCUCAACCUGCAUCUGUGCAACCAGGAAGCAAUGUCAUAACUGGAGCUGACACCCCACAGGCCUUGCAGGAGCCUGUCCAUCAAUCAGAUGGUCUACAGGAUGGCAGUGAUUUGGAGGCAGACAUGACGUCAGAUGAUGAUGAUGAUGAUGAUGAUGAUGAUGGGACAGCAUCUGGAAGCUCCAAAGAUCUUCAAGAUAUUCCAGAGGAGAUCUGAUCCUCGGCAUUUUUCACAGUGCUAAUGAGCUCAUAUCUAUAAUAGAUUUUAAUAUAACCAGAUUGACUCCAACAAUGUCUCUUUUCUGCAGGUCGUAGUAUUUAAUUAGCUGCUUUGCUUUGAGUGGAUGUCUUGUGAUAGUGAGUUGUUUUAUUUUUCAGAUAUGCUUUGGAUUGUUUGGAUUUCCAUGAUUUAAUUCCAUCAUUUGACUGAAGGGGUGUGGAAAAUUGAUGAAUAUUGGUAAUAUAUAUGUAACUCUAUUAGAUCUUAGGAUUUGGCAAAAUGACCAUUAGGACUGAUGAUGAGGGCUCAUAUUGUUUUCAACACAAGUAUUUGUAAUGUUCAGUUAUUUUACACUGUGCAAAUGAAAUAUGCAUUUUUAUCAAAUUCAUGUAAGAUAAAAAUCAGGAACUUUAGUAGUACAGUGGAAACCAUUUAUAGUGAUCACGUCUGUUCAGGUCAAACUGAUCACUUUAAAAGGACAAUUAUUAUAACUGGAUUUUUUUUCUUUUUCUUUAUUUCUCAUGCAGAUUACCAUCUCAUUAACAUUUGAAUAUUUAUUACAUGAAUAUAAAGUAAUGAAAUGCACAGAUUUGCUAUUUACUGAUUUAAAGAUAAAAUAACAUAGACUGCGCCUUGGUCCUCUUCUGCUCCAGGCCUAGUCUGAAUGGUCAGAAUGAACGCAUUACACUCCACUCAUAUAACUUACCUGCAGCUACGAGAGAUCGGGGACGGCAAUUACGCAAUGUAAAAGUCCCAAAAGGCAAGCAGAGUAGGAACCUGAGGGCAAUAUAAUUCCCUGAGACAUAGCAGUGUGAGUAGAGGAAGAUAUCACAUGGCGUGCUACUGUGCACAGCAAGCACACUUACACACACACAAACACAUACACAUUCACACACAGUGAAUAUAUGUUGGGAGAGCAGGCAGUCGUUUACACACUGUGGCAGUCCAAAAACUUUGUGUGAACAAGUUAGAAGAGAGCCUAAGCAUAUGGUAGCUUGCAGUAGUAGGCUACAACAGUUUUAAUUUUCUUUCUCCAUAUCUUGUCAUGUUUGAAAAGACCCAAUACGAACACUGAAGCGGACUACUUGAUUACUAUAAGCAAAUUAUUUAAACAGCAUUUGUAUAGGAAUUAUUCUGUCCCAAGAACCAUGAUCUUUAUAAGCAGUUUCCACUGUAAUUUACUUUAUAUAUUGAAAAUUACAAUAUUAAUACAAAAAUAUGGGUGAAAAGUGGAUUUAAAAUGGGAUUUGCACCUCCAUAGUUUAUAAAGUAUACAACAGAAUGGACUACAGUCCUGUGUAAUAUAAGUAAAAUGUUAAAUAAUUCAAAAUUGCACCAUUUUACAAUAGUAUUAUUUUUAAGUUGAAGGGUUGAGUUUACAGUUCACCUGUGAUCACUGCUACAAAAGUAAUUACACCAUUGAUUACCAGUUAUGAGUAAAUUGUAUGAACAAGGUUAUAAAAUAAAAAAAAAGUGUACACUGCUUCCUCAGUUUUUGUCUAAUGCAAUAUGGCUCCACAUGGUAAGGAAUUGCCUGAACAAAUAAUCUAGAUUAUGAGACUUCAUAAAGAUGGGAGAAGGUACAAGAACAUCAAUAGACUACUGAACAUACACUGAUCAGCCAUAAUGUUAAAACCGCUAAUAACACUGAUUAUCUCAUUAUCUUUUAAAGUUGAUUUAUUGGAAGCAGGAAAAAUGGGCAAGCAUAAGGAUCUGAGCGACUUUGACAAGGUCCAAAUUGUAAUGGCUAGACGACUGGGUCAGAGCGUCUCAAGAGGUCUUGGGGGCGUGGGGUGUUCCCAGUAUGCAGUGAUUUGUACCUACUGGCGACAGGGUCAUGGGCACACCCGGGGAACGAAGGCUAACCCAUCUGGUCUGAUACCACAGAAGAGCUAAUGUAGCAGGCAUUGCUGAAAAAAGUUAAUGCUGACUAUGACAGGUGUCAGAACACAUAAGUGCAUCUCAGCUUGCUGCUUACAGGGCUGUGUUGCUGCAGACCGGUCGGAUUGCCCAUGCUGGCCCCAGUCCACCAAAGAAAGCACUUACCAUGGGCAUGUAAGCAUCAGAUCUGGACCAUCUGAUGAAUCAAGUUUUUUUCACAUCAUGUGGACGGCCAGAUCCCUGUGUGUCAUUUAGCUGGGGAAGAAAGGGCAGCAGGAUGCACUAUGGGAAGAAGGCGAGCUGGCAGAGGGAGUGUGAUUCUCUGGGCAAUGUACUGCUGGUAAACUGUGAGUCCUGGCAUUUAUGUGGAUGUUACUUUGACACGUACCACCUAGCUAAACAUUGUUGCAAACCAAGUACAGCCCUUCAUAGCAACGGUAUUCCAUGAUGGCAUUGGCUUUUUUCAGCAGGAUAAAGCACCACACUGCUAAAAUUGUUCAGGAAUGGUUUGAGGAACAUGACAAAGAGUUCAAAGUGUUGAGUUGGCUUCAAAUUACCCAGAUCUCAAUCCAAUCAAGCAUCAACAGGAUGUCCUAGAAAAACAAGUCAGAUCCAUUGACGCCCCAACUCACAACUUACAGGACUUAAAGCAUCUAAUGCUAAGAAUUUGUUGCCUGAAACCCAGUUACAGCGGUGGUUAGAAGGUAUAGAAAGAGCCAUAUUACCAAUGUCAGAAGGCACAGUGGCUGUCCUCAAAAAAUGAUGCCACACACAAUUCACUAUUUACACAGCCUUGCUUUGAAAAACAGAAAGGUAAGUGGCUAUGACCUGGUACAAGGAUUAUCUGUGGAAAUAGGUGUUUCAGUGAUUGAUCAGACAGUGAAAAGGACCUUGCAUGAAGUCAACCUCUACAGACAGCAUCCAAAAGGAAAACUACUGCUCCCAAAAUGGCACACAAUUGCAAGAUUAAACUUUGCCAAAGACCAUGAAAAUAAACCUGAUGAAUGUUAGAAACACAUUCUCUGGUCAGAUGAAACCAAAAUAGAGUGGAUCAGAUGGCGUACAGCAUGUUUCGCAUGGACCUGGCAGGACUGCCACGGUGCCAACCCUGAAACAUGGAGUUGGGGGUGUGCUGAUAUGGGGCUGCAUGGUUGCAAAAGGUGUAAGGGAGACAACAUUUAUAGAUGGCACUAUUAAUACAAGUUUGUAUACCCAAGUAUUGAGCGAAAAAAUGAUUUCCAGUCUUAAAAAGCUUGGCAGUAGAGGAGUUUUCCAACAUGACAAUGAUCCCAAACACACUGCAAAAUGAUAGACAAACAUAGUUUGUACGAGAAGGGAAAGAAACAGUGGUCACAGACUUUGUUGUCCCAUCGUCUAACUCAGAUUCCCCAUUAAAAGGUUUUGCAACAAAGGUCCCGUCCCAAUAAACACACUUACUAUAUUUGUAAAUAGCUUAAAUAACUGCUAACAGUGUUCACAUGCAGAAUGUUAAUGAGUUGAGGACAUCCUCUGGCUGGCACAAAUACAUGGCUCCCUUGAGUUCAGAUUCUUUGUUGCUCUUGUUUAUUUUCAAUAUAAUGAACAAUAAGUAAGGUCCACCAUGCAGCAUUAGAUCAGUCCACAGUAAGAGAUUACCCUAAAUAACGUAUAUUCAGCAGCUUGGAGGAGAAAUACAGCUAAUUAAAAAAAUAAAUACAGUGAUCUAGAAGCACGUACGUCUACUGUACUAAAAGAGAUAUAACAUUAUUUUGGAAGAUUUCUGUCUGAUAACAAAUUUAGGGAAUGCACUUCUCAAAAAUAUUGAUAAAAGGAUCUUUAAUGUUUAUGUUGACAAUCUCAAAAAUGUGAUAUUAUUCUUAUCGGUUGCAUAAAAAAACAGAUUUUUUUUAUGUCAGGUGAUAAUCAUCUGCAGAAGUUACGCCAUAAUUCAGUAUUUGGACAUGAAUAAUAAAAUUCAUGUUGGGUCCUGCAUUUCACAAAGUUCAACUUCUUUAUGUCUGUUUAUAAUUAUUGGUUGUAAAACCAGCUUAUAGGUGCAUGACUGCCUGUGUGGGAUGUGGGAAACACAUGCCUACCACUUAGAGGCAUGUGAAUGCUCACUUAAGUGCUCAGGACCAUUAGUGUGGGUACUGAAGGUAAUUUCGUAAAGAAAUAGUCAAUCAGUAGUCAGUUUGGUUUUGGUAUUUGCAUGUUUUCAACCUCAACUAAUAAUCUAUCUGUGUGUAUAUAUAUGUGUGUGUGUAUAUAUAUAUAUAUAUAUAUGUAUGUAUGUAUAUCCUGUGAUACUAAUUUUCCAUCAAUCACCAAGAAGGUGGUGGCAAACUUAAACUUUUUUCCAAAUCUAUGUAAUCCCUAUCUUCAGGAUAUAGCUUUACAGUGUAUUGUGUAUGGUGGAAUGUAGUGGAAAGUGGUUUUGAAAACCUUUUUGAGUUAUUCAGAUAUUUGUGUGGCUGCAAAAAGAUUGUGAACUUUCCACUGUAGUUUUCAUAUUAGAAUGUCCCAACUGUACAUGUACUUUUCUGAUAUGAAUGUAUUUUAGGCUACAAUGUCAUUGGCAUCUCUGGAAUCUGAUAAAAACUUUGGCUAGCUAAAAAGGCAAAUUUAUGAUGGCGAUUAAUGUUCAAAGCCAAGAUAAUAAUGAGAUUUAUGAGAUGCUUUAAGCAAUAUAAGGUAGAUGUAUUAUGUACUCAGCAGAUACAGUAUUUGUCAGUGACAGUGUAAAGCCUAACCUAAAACAAGGACUGUACUUACUUUUGCACACCCUUUUGUCAUU